GGUUUUGGUUUUUAGCCUCAGGUGUGCAGCAGCGCUCGUCCACUCGACGUAUUGGGGUUAGGGCUGCGGAACUUGAGAAACUUUCACUGCUUUUGUAUGAGUCAGAAACCCGAAAAACCGACACUAUCAGGUCAACGUAUCAAGACCAGGAAAAGAGAUGAAAAGGAAAAGUACGACCCUUCAGGGUUUCGUGAUGCCAUACUGCAGGGUUUUGCAGAGGCUGGGUCUGACCUAGAUGCAGUGCACAAGUUCUUGGAUGCAGCCGGCUCCAAGUUGGACUACCGCCGCUAUGGAGAGGUCAUCUUCGACAUUCUCCUGGCUGGCGGCAUCUUGGCACCCGGGGGUACCCUGAUCGUGGAUGUGGACUCAGCCAAGCCCUCGCAGACAGACGUGUGCGUCUUUUCGGCCCCCAACAACAUGGAGGUGCUGAAGAACUACGCCCAGCUCAUCACCAAGCUGAUCCGGCGUUACAAGUACCUAGAGAAGACGCUGGAGGAGGAGUUCAAGAAGGUGCUGAUGUUCCUGAAAGGUUUCAGUGCCGAGAACCGCCAGAAGCUGGCGCGGGUGCUGGCGGUGCUAAUAGCAGGAGGCCAGGUUCCUGCCUCGGUGCUGCAGAGUGCCUUGCAGGACCACCUCGUGAAAGACGGCCUGGCCCUGCAGUGCCUGCUGGAUGUGCUCCAGACCUGGCUGGACGAGCGGGACCCGUCCACACUGUGGGCUGUGCUGCGCAAGGCAGGAUUUGACUCGCGCCUCAUGGAGUUCUUUCCUGUGAGCAAGAGGAGUCCGGAAAACUUCACAGCCACGUUCAAGGCACAUGGUAUCUCUCAGCUGCUGGACUACCAGAAAGCACAGGAGGCAUCGAGUGUCAAGAAGGACCUCCAGCAGCAGGUCAGCAACAUGCUCAAGAACGAAGUACCAGUCAAGGAGAUCAUUCAGAGUGUGAAGGAAUACAUGACCAAGUACUCACUGCCCGAACACGAUGUGGCUGUGCUGCUGUGGACAACCCAGAUGUCUGGCAUGGAUUGGAACAAGAAGGAAGAGCUAGUGGCGGACCAAGCAUUGAAGCAUCUGAAGCAGUACACUCCUCUGCUCGAAGCAUUCACGACCACCCCACGUGCGGAGGUAGCGCUGCUGGUCAAAGUCCAGGAGUUUUGCUACGACAACAUGAACUUCAUGAAGGUAUUCCAGAAGAUCGUUAUCCUCUUCUACAAGACUGAUGUGCUCAGCGAGGACUCUAUCCUCAAGUGGUACAAGGGUGCCCACUCACCCAAGGGCAAGAGCGUGUUCCUCGAACAAAUGAAGCGCUUCGUCGAGUGGCUCCAGAAUGCCGAGGAAGAGUCUGAGGGGGAAGACUAAAAGGUGUACCCUGCAUGUGGCAAAGCCCAGCGAUUUUCCUUGCUUGCAACCCUGCCAGUCAAGCACAAAUAUGUAUUAUACGAAUCAAAUAACGAGAAAAAAAGAAAAAAGCGCACCAGGUGGAUGGGUUGGACAUUCCUGGGCUUAUGCCACAGCCUCGUCACCUUUCUAUUCAUCACCGCCUAGACUGACGACGAUCACCACAAAACCACUAUGCUGCCAGCGCUGCUGCCACCUCAUCUUGAAGACAAGUUGUUGGAAGAAGGCAAUGGAAAGAAAGCACUCUUGAGGGCAAGGGAAAGAAAAGGAAAAAAAAAAAGAUGCCACCGAAAGGAGCAGUUUGCCUCUCUCUCUCUUUCUCUGGCCACCAUGUAAUUGGAACCGAGCGAGUUUGUAUGAAAACUCAGACUAUUUUUGUAAUGAGGCUGUUCUUUCACUACCCCUCACUUGUCUUCUUCCAUGUUUGCGCACAUUCAUCAGUUUUUUUUUCUCCUCUCCAGAUAUCUUUUUCUCCCCUUUUCUGGUCCAUCCUGCCUCAUUUUCGGCUUGGGCAAAAAGAGACUGGUGAUUCUGCGAAAGUACUUUUCAGUUUAUUGGACUGUGGAUUGGUUGGGGAUGAGGUAACAACUUUUGCUUCAUGUUUUGUCUUCUCUCGCUCUGUUGUUUCAUCUGUUAUACAUAAUUUCCUGUCCCACUCGUUUUCUUUCUUGCUUUAUUUUGUGAAUGUCUUUUUUUUUUCUUCUAACAAGUGUUUCAAUGUGAAAUAAAUCUUGUUAACUUUUGA
Molecule: messenger RNA, 2140 nt
Organism: Rhipicephalus microplus (southern cattle tick)
Lineage: Eukaryota; Metazoa; Arthropoda; Arachnida; Ixodida; Ixodidae
Gene: kra
Product: basic leucine zipper and W2 domain-containing protein kra
Cellular component (GO): membrane; cytoplasm
Molecular function (GO): protein binding
Source: RefSeq, a predicted model, not a curated record